Mytilus californianus (California mussel) is the source of this 6360-nucleotide messenger RNA. RefSeq names its product protein VAC14 homolog. Gene Ontology annotation, cellular component: PAS complex; endosome membrane. Bases 82 to 2394 code for a protein of 770 amino acids. The transcript is spliced from 17 exons. The record is from RefSeq and is a predicted model, not a curated record. NCBI's taxonomy places the organism in Eukaryota, Metazoa, Mollusca, Bivalvia, Mytilida, Mytilidae. Gene Ontology annotation, biological process: phosphatidylinositol biosynthetic process; positive regulation of kinase activity.
GCCCAUGAAACCCAGCGAAAAAGAAACCGUCGAAGAUAAACCUUACUUAUAGAUAAUUUAAGAUGAUUUUUAAUUAUAAAAAUGAAUGAAAAGGAUUUUGCACCUCUUACACCAAUAUGUGUAAAAAAUCUUAGUGAUAGAUUAUAUGAAAAACGGAAAACUGGUGCUAUUGAAGUUGAAAGAAUUGUAAAAGAUUUGGUAACAAAUAGCAAGAGAUCACAGAUAAAGAGAGUGCUGAAAAUUCUUGGUGAUGAUUUUGCAUUAUCAAAUAAUCCUAACGCUAGGAAUGGUGGCUUUAUUGGAUUAGCAGCUUCAGCAAUAGCUCUUGGAAAAGAAGCCAACAAUUAUGUAGAAGACUUGAUUCGUCCAGUUGUUCCAUCAUUUACUGAUCAAGAUAGCCGUGUCCGUUACUAUGCCUGUGAAGCACUGUACAACAUUUGCAAAGUCUGUAGAGGGUUUGUGCUGCCAUACUUUAAUGAAAUCUUUGAUGGAGUUAGCAAGUUAAUAGCAGAUACUGAAGUAAAUGUAAAAAAUGGUGCAGAAGUUCUGGACAGACUCAUAAAGGACAUAGUUACAGAAAGUUCUUCAUUUGAUCUAAAAGCUUUCAUUCCACUCCUUAGAGAGAGGGUUUAUGCCAGGGAUCCUUAUGCUAGACAGUUCAUUGUAUCAUGGGUAGCUGUGUUAGAUGCUGUACCAGACAUCAACAUGCUGGUUUUAUUACCAGAAAUUCUGGAUGGAUUGUUCAAGAUACUUGGAGAUCAGAAACCAGAAAUAAGAAAAAUGUGUGAGAAUGUAUUAAAAGAUUUCCUGAACAGUAUAGAUACAAACCCAGCAGAUGUCAAGUUUGAAGGAAUGUCAAAUAUACUGAUAUUGAACUGUCAUAGUGAUGAUGAGAUUAUCCAGUGUACAGCAAUGACCUGGCUGACAGUAUUUAUAUCUAAAGCUGGUAGGACCAUGCUCCUAAAUGCUCCAGGCAUUAUCAAGACUGUUCUGCCUUGUCUCACCAACAACUCGCAUAAAGUUGUUUUAGAUGCUGCUAGGAAACUUAAUUCAGAAAUGAAGACCCUAAUAUGUGAGCAGGAUGAUUUGCCCACACCAUUGCUUGGAAGUCCAAUGGAUGGUGAAAUUAAAAUAAAAGACCAAACAGACACUGAUAAAGAGGAGAUAACUCCUGAUAAAACUGGUGGAAGAGUGAUACAGUUAGAUGUAAAGAAUGUUAUCAGUGUUUUAUGUCACAUGUUAGAAAAUGGACAUUUCCAGUCUAAAAUAGCUGUUCUUGAUUGGAUUAAUCAUUUACUACAAAAAGUUCCAAAUAAAACAUUCCUGAAUAUGGAUGUUUUAUUCCCUGCCCUGCUUAGAUGUUUGACAGAUGAAUCUGAGGAGGUUGUAUUAUUAGAUUUAGAAGCAUUAGCUGAGAUUUCCUCAAAUCCUGCAGGUCAAAUAACACAAGACCUACAGAUGGCAGUAGAGAAACCACCAAGGGAGUUAACCCCUGAUAGGAAAGAUAAGAAGGACAAAGAGGGUAAAAAACGUCCUUCUGAUCCAAGACAAUCUGCUGUUAGAAAAGGAGAUAAUUUAUCUAAAUUGCCAAAAGCAAAAUUAACUGUUGAAUAUGAAUCUAAACAUGGACUAAAUGCGUAUUUUACGAAGUUCAUGGUCAGUCUGUUGGACAUGUUUAAAGUAGAUCAACAGUCUACAGAACCAAAGGAAAGAGAAUAUUUUAUCAUCCGACAAUUGUCCCAUUUACUGAAUGCAGAAGAUAUUUUCCAGUCAUUUUCUAAAAUCCUUGUUAUAGAGGAAGAUUUAGACUUUGCCAAGAAGAUGGUCCAAACACUAAACACAAUACUAUUAACCUCAACUGAAUUAUUUGGUUUGAGAAGCCAACUGAAAACUUUAAAUUCUCAGGAUAGCUGUUCACUAUUUUGUAACCUGUAUAUGUCAUGGUGUCACAGUCCCAUAGCAACAGUCUCACUGUGUUUCCUGUCACAGAACUACAGUCAUGCCUGUCAACUGCUACAGACAUUUGGUGAUUUAGAAGUUACUGUAGAUUUCCUCAAAGAAAUUGAUAAGCUUGUUCAGCUGAUAGAGUCUCCUAUAUUUGCAUAUCUACGUUUACAAUUAUUAGAUGUUCAGAAUAAUCAAGAUUUAAUCAAGAGUUUAUAUGGACUAUUAAUGUUGUUGCCACAAUCAGAGGCAUUUAAAUUGUUAAGAUAUCGACUGGACUGUAUACCACAUUAUCAGCUAGCCUUAAUGAAUGACAGGCAAAAGACAAAAUCAUCAACUGAUCAGAGACCAUUUGUAUCUCACCUUAAUUUCCAAGACUUACUACAACAUUUCAAACAAGUUCAAGAAAAACACAGACAGAAAGCUUUUGCUGUCAAACCAAGGAGAUGAUACUCAUGAAACAUUAUAGAAUUAAAAUAGAUAAUUCAAAUGCUGAAUAUUUAAGUACCAUAGAUUCAGUAAACAAACAAGAACAACUGCGGACAAAAAUAUGACAUUAGUUAAUACUAUUCUUGAACAUUAUGAAGGAGACUACAACUAGCCAAAAAAAAAUACAAGUUUGAAUUAAUUCAAUGUAAAUUUUGAAUAUAGAAAUAAGGAGAUGUGGUAUGAUUGCCAAUGAAACAACUAUCCAUAAAGACCAAAGGAGAAAGUUGUGAACAAUUUGUUUUGUUACUGGUAAUUGAAACAUCACAUUAAUUUCUGAAUUUUUGACUGUAAUAGCUUUUUAAACAAACUGUCAUGCAAGUUUAAAUUAGCUGUCUUGUUUCUCUGCUUUAAUUGUCAGCUUAAAACAGAACCCUCGGUCUCCAUUGUUAUCUGUACUCAGUUUGCCUUUUUUAAAAUCAUCUUCUGAAAGAUAAAAUGAUAAUAAACAAAAAUUAAAUAAAAAAAAAAAUCAUUGAAUAUUGCCAAUUUAAUCCAAAUCAAAAAGACUUGUUCAUAAUCCCCUUUUUUUAAUUUCUUUUUUCACAACUUAGACAACUACCAAAUAUCUCUGCUUGCAUUUCAAAAUUUUUUUUUUUUAAGAAUUUAACCAAAAGUUCAACGAAACUAGUCAUUCAUAGAAAAACAAAGGAUAUGGGGUAUCCGUCCAUGACACAAAAUCACAUGCACAGCAAAAAGCACACAAAAAUCAAAGGAACAGCGCUUGUAUUAAUUACUGUUCUUAAUCUCAAUGUUUAUAUUUAAAGUAUUCCAUGAAUACAAGUUGUUGAGUUAAUAGUUGAAAUAUUAACUACAAACGUUGUAAAAGGCUAUGUUACAUAAAGAUUAAAGUUAAAAUGGAAACUGAUCAAAUGUUAUCACCAUAGUAACAAAGAAUGACCUUUGUGUUUUUAAGUGUUUUAUGCAUACCAUUCUUGUUACAUUGUACAUGUAUUGUUAUUGUUAUCUGAACUCAUGCAAGUCCUAAUAGACUUAAAAAGGAAAUAUUUUCACUAAUAUAUUGUGAUCAUAAAGUAAUAAGAUAUAAAUUUUACUUCAUUUGCAUUAAACAAUAUAUUAACCAUAAAAGUCGACAUAAUAUAUCAUAUAUUGUAACCUUUCGGCAUGUUUUGAUUAAUUUCAAAAGAUUCAUUUUGUGUAAUAUUUUAAUAUAUCAAUAAAGUGUGACAUGUAAAGAAAUAACAAAUCUACUACGAACUAUAAAAAAAAAGUUAUUAUAAUCUAUUGUUACCAAUCGAAUAAUGAUUUUAAGAUAUUAAAUUGAAAGACAGUACAUGGAGAUUUUAGAUUACUUUUAUCUGAAAUUCAGUCAGUACUUUUACUUCCAUAUGAAAAAAAAAAGAGUAAUGCAUUAAAUCCAUAUCUUAUUCAGACAAAUGAAAUUUUUACUACUUAUUUCAGUGGACUUAUAUUUUUCUGCACCAGAGACAAUAAAAUGUUCAAAUGUAAAAAGUGCAUGCUUAGCCAUUUACGUUAAUAUUUGAAAUUUGAAUGUUGAAAUUCUCCAAUGAUGUAAGCUGAUAUAUUGGUGAAAUUUGACAUUCUUUUAAGUUAAUCUUCAAAAUUUGUGUUCUUUUUUCUGUGCAACAUCAUCAGGCUUGUUGCCAGUUUUUUUAUGCUGUCAUAUGAUAUUUUCAUGCACAAAACACAGUGUAGUGUUGUUGAUUUGUAAUGGUCAUACUGUAUCAAGUAUUUUACCAUAGCUCUUUUCAUGUGAAGUUUUCAGCACACCAUAUUAGAAUGUAACUUAUACUAAUUAUGAAAUAAUAAUUAAUCUGUCAGGAAAAGUUUAAAUAAGCUGAAAAGUAGAAAAAAUCUUUGAAAUUAUUACUUUAAAGUUAUAUAUAGAAAGACCAAGAUAUCUUAUAAUUUGAAUGUCUACAUCUCCACAAUCCCUUCAGCCUUUUAUAGAAAGAAGUAGGAGCAAUAAGGCCCUUAUUUGGCCCAAAUAUUACUGCAAAUUUAAAAGUUAUCAUACUUAUUCUUAAAUUUGUCCUAAUAACUAGGUGCAAUGUUUCCACAAUGGAAAUAACGAUGGAAAACUGCAUAAAUUCUGUAUUUUUCAUCGUUUUCAUGAAAAUGGUAUAUAUUAUAACGUAAUUGAGACGUCAUCAGAUAAAGCAAUCAUUUUUCUUUUAUUUAUAUUUCUUGACUCUAUGCAUUUCCAAACAUUAUGUGCCAAUUUGAAAUAGUUGUCAAACAUUCUAUUUUCUUGGGCCAAAACCGGGCCUCAACGCCCCUUCUCCUUUAGAGAAAUACCUUUGCUUAAAUAGUGAAAUAAUACAAUCUGUUGAAUAUGAAAUAAUGUUCACACAUAAACCAUCUAUCAUAUAUUGUCCUUUAUCUGACCAUCUCAGGUGUAAUCAUGUCAAUUUUACCAAAAUUUGAUAUUUAUGGAUAAACUUGUUAAAAUGACAAAUUACUUGGCACUUCCUAUUUAGAAGGUGAGGGAAUUAAGUACAUUUUGUUGUGACCACUGACCAUUUAAUUUGCAUAUCUAUUAUACAGUGUCCAUGGAAUUCAUGGUUAUACAUUUAUUAAAAAGCUAUAUGUUAUUGUAUCAAAUUCUUUUUGUCAUAAAUGUGAGAAUAAAUUAAAGUAUAGCUAACAUAUAGAUUAUAGAUAUGGUAAUUUUUAUUCCUUUUUAGAGAGUGAAAAUUUAGAAUAUAUAUGAAAGACUUUUUGGGAGAUAGUUUGCAGAUUCUACCAUUAUGAAUAUGAGUAAAAGGAAUUGUAUGUUAAACCAAACAAACAACACAGUUUUACCUCCUGUACUGUUCAACAAUGUAGAUAUUUUUUGUAUUCUUUUUUAAUGCUAAUGAUAUUCUUAAACCUUGAGGCAAACUAUGAUAAAAAGGAAAUGAUUAUAUUUGCUCACCUCUGCUGACAUACAAUUAAGAUGAUGUGUUCCUACUGUUGUCAGUUGAAAGUUACAAUCAAUUAUAUCUAUAUAAUACCGGUACUCUAUCAUGGAAGAAUGUUUUUGUAUUUGAAAUUAUCAUAAGGUUCUUCAGUGUUUACUUGUAUGUAGGAUUCGUUUCACAUAAUUUUCUAUUACACUUGUAAAUUCAGUUAAGGUCGGUUCUAAUGCUGGAUGACAAAAAACAUAUACCAGAGGUAAACACAAUAAAAAACACUGACAAACCUCAUCGCAUAAUGCAGGAAGAUGGAGUGAACCAUGUCAUUUUUGCAAAUGACCAGAGCAAGUCUUGGACCCCUACCAAGGUUAAGAUUUGUUGAUAUGAUCUGUACUAAUACAUUCUGAAUAACUACUGAGACCACUUGGCUACUAAGACCACUUGGCCACUGUGGCCUCUUAGGUUAUUUAUGAGGGGCCUGAUGUGGGGGGGGGAGGGUCUCAUCACGAUUCACGAGUUGAUUUUUUUGUCAAUCACGAUUCACAGAAAAUAAAUUUCCAUGAUCACGGAUCACGAAAAUAUAAAAAAAAAAUAAAUCUGUAGAAAAAACGGAUCACGAUAGUGAAAAUGCGCCGAUCACGAAGAACGAAAAUAACCCAUCAGGCCCCUCAUUUAUGAAGAAUGUAGCAAAUAAACAUUGUUUUAACCAGUUGAAGAUUUUUGGGUAGAUGAGCACUAGGACCAGGUAAGCAGACAAAUGCCCUAUGAAAUAAAAAAAACAUAUAUAUAAACUUUAUUAAAAACAAAGAAUUACCUUCAACAGACAUUAAGAAUACUAUUUUCAAAACUUUUAAUAUGUUAUUUUAUAAGGUGUUGACAAAACGUAAAACAUUUUUUACUUGAUCUAAAUAUAUUGUUAUCAGCUAUAGAUUGUCUUAGAUGUAAAUAUAUGGAAUAAGUGCUUUAUUUUGUUACUUUAUAUUUCUUGUCUGUGCAUUCGUGUUGCUUAGCAAUAAUAAGUUAUUAAUAAUUAAAACACAUGAUUAAUCAA